Pecten maximus is the source of this 5053-nucleotide messenger RNA. RefSeq lists its product as uncharacterized. Lineage: Eukaryota; Metazoa; Mollusca; Bivalvia; Pectinida; Pectinidae. Gene Ontology annotation, cellular component: SCF ubiquitin ligase complex. The record is from RefSeq and is a predicted model, not a curated record. Gene Ontology annotation, molecular function: protein binding. The coding region runs from base 133 to 2805 and encodes 890 amino acids. The transcript has 24 exons. Gene Ontology annotation, biological process: SCF-dependent proteasomal ubiquitin-dependent protein catabolic process.
UUUAGACAUUUUCAAACAUGCUUUGUCAUACAUAGGUUUUCUUUACGUCGGAUAUAUUACAGUGACAUUACAUCAAGAAAGAUUAUGAAUUUGCAACAACUCAUGUUAGUGUGAAUUAAUUAUAAGAGGGCAAUGGAGGUAGAACAGGAAGAAGGGGACACAGAUGAUUGGCCACCCUAUCUACUGGAGGACCUGCCCACAGAGGCUCUGUUGGAGAUAUUCCAGCACCUUGACUGGCACAUCCUUGUCAAUGUAUCCCAGACAUGCUCACGAUUUAGAGACCUCUGUCUAAAGGCAACACUGUGGUUACGCAUGAAGCGGCUUGAUUUUAGAAAUUGUGCUAUACCCUAUGACAAAAAGAUUUUACAGAUAAUGUCCAGGUGUCCAAAUGUUGAGGUGUUAUACCUGGGUGAUGUACUGCUGGAGGAACUGGAGGAGGAGAGUGAUAUAUUAGACACAAAUCUUGUUGGCAUCGAUAAAUUCUUCCUCAGUGUCCUCAGACAGAAUAUUCACAUCAAGCAACUUUAUCUUAGCAUGCAUGGAGUAACCAACCGAUCAGUUGAGGCUAUCUGUGCUAAGUGUACAGAACUACAACACAUUGUGAUAGAGGACAGUGAUCACAUGGACCGAGAUGCACUCUCUGACCUCGUCAGUAGUAUACCAGGCCUCCAGGAACUGCAUGUCCACAACUGUGUGUCUGUGAUGUACCCAGAAAUAGGACACCAGGAUCCCGAUAAAAAACUUAGCCUGACACGACUCAGUUUGACAGCAAUGGGGAUUUCUACAGAGGAUGUUAGCGUUCUACUCAGGAACUGUCUAGGGCUGUGUGACCUUGACCUUAGUGAAACCUUUGACCUACACAUCUUUCCCAAUGAUGUAUUACCAACACAGAAGAGUGCUUUGGAUACCUUACAAUCCCUUAAAUUACGAAACAGCAGAGGACUAGAGGACUUGACCAUUGGACACUGCCCUCAGCUGAAAAUGGUGGAUGUAUGUGGAUGUGUGAGCCUCACCUCUCUCACACUGUCCUGUCCUAGAGUUGAAGAGGUACUCCUUGAGGACAUCACUGAACUGAAUAAACUGUUCUUGUCACCUUGUAAUAUAGCCAAGGUCAAGGUGACAGACCAUGCUAGUUUAAAGAAUUUGGAGAUCACCAGUCCUGUCCUUGAAUCUGUCAGUCUCUGUAACUGUCCACUAUUAUCAACAGACACCUUAGUGUCUUGUGUGAAGGAACGUCAUUUCAUUACGGAACUCAUCCUGAACAAAUGUAUCAACAUACCGCCGGAGGAUGUCAACCACCUUGUAUUACCAGCUUUCCCAAACUUGCAGAGUCUGUCAUACAGUGGCCAUUCCUGGAGUGAUGUACACAUUACCAGCUCACAAAUCAACACACUAAUGUUUGGAGACUGUGUUAAUGUGAUUGGCCUUCCUGUCAACAUUCCGUCGCUACAGAGGCUGUCUGUGUUCCGCUGUCGUGACAUCACCGAGAGUGAACUUAUCAAUGGGCUGCUGUUUGGGAACCAGGCUCUGGACAACCACAACAAGCUGACUCCAACAGGGAAGACCCAAGUGACCUUGGAACCAUUCUCUCAAAACACAGGGACCCCAAAUCUACAGGAGCUCACUUUGAGGGAAAUGGUUGGAAUCCAUGGCAGUAUUCUAUCUGGGGCCAUGUCAAAUUUCCGGGAUCUGACACGACUAGAACUGAUAAAUUGUUCAUGUCUUACUCAGUUGAGUGUAAGUGACUGUACUAGCCUAACCCAUGUGGUUGUCCAGAGCUGUAACAGGCUGACCAAGAUGUCCAUUCAGCAGUCAGCACCCUGUGUCCAAACUGUAGAACUAAAGUGGUGUGGUAUGGUGGAACGAUUCUUCUGUAGGGGGAACAGACUUCAAUCUCUGGAUGUAGCAGCCACUAACUUCGUCCACUUCUCUUUGUCCAGUAGUUCACUGACCACACUGGCUUUAACUGGUGUCCUCACACAAACUGGACACUCCCUCGCCUUACAAUGUCCACUUCUGACAUCCCUGUCCCUACAAAAGUGUGACCUACUGACCAAUGCCCAGCUGAUCCACCUGCUGAGUGGUACAACUGUACUGACCACUGUAGAUGUCAGAGGUUCCUCCUCCCUAAGUUCUUUAGAGAUUCCAGGAGGAGUGAAGUCAUGCUAUCUGAUGGGGCACAGACGACUACAGGAAAUCACAGUUCAACAUCCCAUACAGAUGUCUCACAUCACACUCAACAACCUACCCAAGUUUGUCCCAAGCCAGCGUCUGACCCUCUUAAAGGCCUGUGAGAAUACACUGACCGUGUUAGAAUUGCGGGCUAUACCAGGGGAGACAAAUCUCGUACUACAGCUGAGAAAUCUCGAAUCGCUAACUCUCGACCAGGGACUAUACCUUCUUCAUCUUGAAAUCCUCUGCCCCAAGUUGACCUACUUAAGGAUCCAGGGUUGUCCCAAGUUGUGGCACCUGACUAUAGAACUGGAUCGACUGUCACAGCUACAAGUCACACACAGCUCCCCUCUCCUGGCACUGAGGUCUAUGGAACUACAUACAUCACAUGUAACCUACCUGGCUAAGGUUAUAGCAUAUUAUUGUCCUAAGCUGCAGAAUCUGAAGCUUUACAGAACUUAUGUAACUCAAGAAAUGAUAGAGAAGCUUAGCAGCCUCAUUCUAACCUUGGAGAAGUUGAUUUUAUAUGGUUGCCAUGGACACUCAGUCACAGGAUGUGAGUCUGUGAACACGAUUCUCCGUCCAGAUUCCACAGCACUCUAUAUUUCCAGUGAGAAUAUCCCAGGCUCCUGACAGCAAACCACCACUAGAAACUGAACAGUUCAUGUUGAUCAUUAAUAGUUAAUUAAAAUAGCAUUGAUAUCAGGAAGAAUCAUAUGUGACAUGGCAGCAUAUUACUGACAAUUUGUGCUACAAGUAAUUACCAGUAGGUAAGCUAAUAAUAACUGCUUGAUUAGAUAACAUGUGUUUCCAGACGGACAGAUACACUUAUAUCUGGACAAUCUUUAAGACCAUAUACUAUUGAUAUUUACCAUAGAUAUGAAAUCCAGCUCGUCUCCUAGUGGACAUUAGUCCUUAAAGGAUUUGUUUCCAUACUUUGGUUUCCGGCUUGUGCAGUGGAUAGCAAAGCCAUAUUUCACCAUUACGCCAAUCCCAAAAGGACAUGAAAAGUAUGAGGUCAUUGCUUGACCAUUGGGCAGUUAGGGAUGCUCCAAUUCCUCUCAUAUGUGCUUCCAUCCCAGCCAACAAGAGUGAUCAAGUCAAUACACCUGUCUUCAUUGUAAUUAUACAAAAAAACAUAACAUUUGAUAUAUUUUGUGAUAUUUUGCUGUGCCACUAUAACACUCCAUGAGAUUCGGUGAAUGAUGACAUACAGUAGGCAGCUGUUUGGUGCAAUUUGCACCUGGUGUUUCUAAUAACCUUCGUCUGAAAAUAAAAAUGACCGAAUGAUUUUAAUCCAAACUGAACCCAGUGACCUUGAACAAGUCGUUUACCUGUUGUUGACAUUGACGUAUCCUCCGUUCUCCUGUAGCAGGUGUGAUGUGUACGAGAGAAAUAUAUAACUAGUAUGGGCAUUUAUUAGUGGUGUCUGUGGUUUACUGUAAUGUUUAUUUGUAAUGUGUUGUGUUGAUGACCAAUACUGAUAGAAGUUGAUAUUGGAGAUAAAGAACAAGUAUUUUAUCAGGACAUUGAAUGAUUGGUAGCAAGUACUUGAUUGUGAUGUUAAAUGAUCGAAAACAGGUACCUGGUAUAUUAUCAUUGUGUUGAAUGAAAGGAAAACCAGUACUGGCAACGGUCCUCAAAUUAUUUGGGUACUUCAAAUUACUUUUUAUCCAAGUUGUAAAUUUUAGAAUAUUACAGAAAUCUCAUUGAAGUACAUAUACUUGUAUAACAUACAUAUAUACUGGUAAUAUGGAAUGGCUUAUGUCGCAUCAACAUUGUCAUGCAUUGAUGCAACGUCAAUAUUAGAUAUAUAAGAGAGUAAACAGGGUAAGAGAAAAAAUAAGUAUUCACCACCUUGGGAACAAGACAGGGGGAUCUCAAACCUCUGGGUUAGAUUCUUAAGCUGCCAUUUUUUUUUUUUUUUUUUUUUUAACGUCCUAUUACCAGCCAGGGUCAUUUAAGGACGUGCCAGGUUUGGAGGUGGAGGAAAGCUGGAGUACCCGGAGAAAAACCACCAGCCUACGGUCAGUACCUGGCGACUGCCCCACGUAGGUUUCGAGCUCGCAACCCAGAGGUGGAGGGCUAGUAAUAAAGUGUCCGGACACCUUAACCACUCUGCCACCGCUGCCCCUUAAGCUGCCAGACAUGAAGCUUCCACUCAGGUCGAGAUCCCCAUUUAACACCCAAGGUGAAAUGUUAUAAUAAUCUCACUGUAGAACUGAGACAGUAUCAACUAACAUGUCACAUCCACAUUAUCGUGUAUUGAUGUACAAAAUUUUCAGUCAAAUUGUUGUAACCUUUAAAGAAAUAGUUUAUCAUGUUUAUUAAACUUGUAAACUUAAUUCGUACUUACACCAUGGACAUACAGACAGUGAAAUUUAUUUGGGUCACAGUGAUAUACACCUCCAGGUCAAAUAAUUAGAUUUAUCUGUGUAAAGUAUACUGCAUCACCAACAGGUGUGAAGACCUCAUGGUCAAAGAUUUAAUAAGUCCAAAAUAAAUGCAUAUGGGUGACAUGAUUUUGAUAUAAAACAAAACAAAAUCCACAAUACUAUGUGUGUAAAAUAUAGUGCUGUAAUUUUUUCUAUUUUCUAAAAUGUUUUAUCAUCACAAUAUAUACAUGUGUAUAUAUGUAGAGCGAUUUACAAUUUUUUGUACAUGGAUAUAUAACUGGGCUUCCAGGCAAACAUGAAUAAUUUGAGUACGGGAAAUUUCUUUUUAGAGGUAAAAGAAUGGAUGUUGUUUAAAGUGUGUUUUUAGAUUGAUAACAUUGUGUGAAUUGAUAACUCUUUUAAACUUGUAACCAAUUUAUGUUAAAUGUUGAAAAAUAAAAUAAUUAUUUAUCUCCUUUUUGUGAAGGUGGAUACAGUUUUCAGUC